This is a messenger RNA of Cheilinus undulatus (humphead wrasse), 3314 nucleotides long. RefSeq names its product adhesion G protein-coupled receptor L4 (gene adgrl4). Lineage: Eukaryota; Metazoa; Chordata; Actinopteri; Labriformes; Labridae. Gene Ontology annotation, biological process: adenylate cyclase-activating G protein-coupled receptor signaling pathway; cell surface receptor signaling pathway. The record is from RefSeq and is a predicted model, not a curated record. Gene Ontology annotation, cellular component: membrane. Bases 320 to 2548 code for a protein of 742 amino acids. The transcript is spliced from 18 exons. Gene Ontology annotation, molecular function: G protein-coupled receptor activity; calcium ion binding.
CUUUAUUUUUACCGUCUGUACAACUGUUAAGGAGGUUUAGUGUAACUUACCAUUCUUUUAAUUUGUUGUUCACUGUCAAGUCCUGCCCUUCUCCCCCAUGCAAGGAAAACUGGUUACAGCAGAAAACUAAGGAGGGAUAUUGCCUCUGAAUGCAGCGCAGACCGUUUUGUCGGAGCAGUGCCACCUAAACCAGAUUAAAGAUCAGGACAGGAAGGGCCCGGUUUAGGGAAACAGGAAAACUGAUGCAAGGAAACGGCCUACGUCACCAGCCAGCCCACCGCAGUCUGUGCUAAAAGUAAAAUCCACUGCUGGCGCAAGUAUGGAGUCUUUGCUCAAGUCACCAAUGAAACUUGUAGUUUUGACAGCAUGGCUCUCCAGUCUGAUGGACCCAUGCAGCUUCUCUAACAUUUGCGAUUCAUGUCACCAUCUGGCAGAAUGCAAGGCCUUGAAUCGAUCAAACAAUGCCUGCUUCUGCAAGCAAGGAUACACUGGAGAUGGAACUACAUUUUGCAAUGAUGACAACGAGUGCGAGAAUGUGACUAAUAUCUGCGGGGACAGGGGGAUCUGCACCAACACAGAGGGCAGCUACUACUGUACAUGUGUCUCUGGAUACACAUCAACAGGACUGGACAAGUUCCAGCCCAACGAUGGCACCGAAUGUAUUGAUAUUGAUGAAUGCAUGUCCGGACAGGUCUGUGGACCAAAUUCAUACUGCCAUAAUAAGAUUGGAUCUUUCUAUUGCACCUGUCAGCGUGAUUACAUUUCAACUACAGGCUCCAUGGACUUUCAUCCAGGGAGAGGAGCAGGAUGUAAAGAUCAUCCCCAAAAAUUCUGCCAUGACAACAUUGGGUGCAUCACAAAGACAGUCAACAAAACACUUGAAUAUAUGAGCAACCUGACAGAUCCUCAGAGUCAACUCAAAGAAAUCAAUAAGCAAACGUCCGGAGAACUCACAUCUGUGGAAGUGAUCUCGUAUAUUGAAGCCUUGAGUCAGUCAGCAUCAACACUGGCUGAUUACACUGUCAAACCAUCUCUCAUCAAUUCAACUCUUACAGAAUUAGUGAAAGCUGUUAAUAAUUUGGUGGAGAAGGAUGAGCUGGUGGCUUGGAACAGAAUGAAAGAAGAGCGUCGAGAACAUACCAUCACCAAGCUGCUGCACACUGUUGAAGAAAGUGCUCUGACACUGGCAAACAACUACAAAACUCCCACUGAGCUGCAAAUCAUAGCUCCUGAAAUGGAAUUGAAAGUCAUCACCUUUGAUGCUCGUCACAUAAAAGCCACACUGUCGGUUUCCAUGGCAGGAGAUGAGAUAUCUCUGAGUCCAAAACUGAGAGCAGAGGAAGAUGGAAAUGGAAGUGUGUCGGUGGUGUUUGUGCGAUAUGACAGCCUCGGUGACAUCCUGAAGCCGAGCAGCGACCCGGGUGUCACUGACUACUCGCGCUAUGCAGGAACAGGGGAAAUCACUGUCAACUCCCAGGUCGUGGCAGCAGCCGUCAAACCUGCUGACAUUUACCAACUUGACCAUGUCACCUUCACUCUGAGACACAACGAGCCCAUCGACACUAAAGCUGAUGUGACCAAGUGCGCCUUCUGGGAGUAUGAGCCAGACAGUCUGCAGGGCCGCUGGGCCACUCACGGCUGCAGUACGGUCCUCGUCACCAACAACGCCACCACCUGCUCCUGCAGUCACCUCACACACUUUGCCAUCCUCAUGUCCUCCGGGCGAGCCAAUCUGGUGGCCCACCAUACCAUCCUGACCCGGAUCACCCAGCUGGGGAUGAUCAUCUCCCUCAUCUGUCUGUCCAUGUGCAUCUUCACCUUCUGGUUCUUCAGUGAGAUCCAGAGCACCAGGACCACCAUCCACAAAAACCUGUGCUGCAGCCUCUUCAUGGCUGAGUUCAUCUUCCUGGUGGGAAUCAACAUGAAUACACACAAGCUUUUCUGCUCUGUUAUUGCCGGGCUGCUGCACUAUUUCUUCCUCGCGGCCUUUGCCUGGAUGUGCAUCGAGGGCAUCCAUCUCUACUUAAUCGUGGUUGGCGUCAUCUACAACAAAGGCUUCCUUCACCGUAACUUUUAUAUCUUCGGCUAUGGGAGCCCGGCGGUUGUUGUAGCCAUCUCAGCAACACUCGGCUCCAAGUAUUAUGGCACUGAUAAAGCGUGUUGGCUGAGCACAGAAAAUCACUUCAUAUGGAGCUUCAUUGGGCCUGCAUGUUUGAUCAUUCUGGUUAAUCUGUUGGCUUUCGGUGUAAUCAUCUACAAAGUGUACCGGCACACUGCUGUGAAAAAGCCUGAAAUCAGCCACUAUGAAAACAUCAGGUCCUGUGCCCGGGGUGCACUGGCUCUGCUGUUUGUGCUGGGAGCCACCUGGACUUUUGGAGUGCUGCACAUCCUUAAUGAGACCACGCUUACAGCAUAUCUGUUCACCAUUACCAACGCCUUCCAAGGGAUGUUCAUCUUCAUCUUUCUUUGUGUCCUGUCCAGAAAGAUCCAGGAGGAGUACUACAGGCUCUUCAAAAAUGUGCCAUGCUGUUUUGAAUGCCUGAGAUAAAUAAAUAUGACCAACGCCUAAUCAUCUGAAUAACAGUCAGCACUACAGCUCACCAACACGUUGUGACUCAUGCUUUGAUUUUUUUCAAGAUAAGGUGGGAGAAACUGCUCUGAGCAGAUAUCCAGUGAAUGAAAACACAUAGCACUUGUACUUUUUAAAUGUGUUGUUUCUUCCUUUAUAUGACUGGUAUCAUUAUUCAUAUUUUCUUUCAUGUUCAGGAUCUGUCUGUGCAACACAACAUUCAACAUAUUUUCAGUUUGCGUCAAUUCUUUUUUUUCUUUUCAUUUGUCAGCAUUACACAACAUCACAAUAGUAUACUGUCUUUUUGCCUUUCUUUGUGUUUGAAACUGAUUUGUAAAUUAUUUAAAAAAACAAAUUUGGCAAAAUUACUUGUCUCUGUUGAUCACUUUUUUAUGUUUAAAGUAAAUAUUCUUGUGUGAAUGCAUGUCUGAACAUAAACAACUGAGUGUACGGUAAAAUAAAGAGAAGUAGGUGUGAGGUCCAUUACCACUCUCUGGUACAUGAUGCCUCUUAGAUUGGCAUAUUACCCCAUCCAGUGGACAAAAUGAGAAUUACACUACGUCUUCAGUAACAAAGCUCUGAAAAGGAACACUAACACUCUCUUUUAUUGUGACUGUCUAAACUGUUUUUACUGUGUCACUGAACUACUUUCAAUAUCUUGUUUUUAGUCAAUAUUAAUACUAAAUAUUUCUGGUAUUUUGACAGAAUUCAUCAUCAGCAUGGAAAAUAAACAUGUUUAUGGAGA